UGCAGGGCCGCCGCGGGGAUGCCAGGCGCGGGCUGAGGCGCCCAGGAAUCCAUCACUGGACUUGUCACCACUGCCCAUUUCUGUGUGUGCAUUUCUCUUCCACUAUGAACAGACUUCAUGGGUCGCACUUUUGCCUGACUUUCUGUAGUCUUCUCCUUCUCCACAUAGUCACACCAUGUCUGGCUUUCCCCAAGAUAGCACAAAAAGACCUAGCACGUGGCCGCGCAGAAGAAAGACAACCAGAGAGUGUGAUCACAGCUGAGCCCCAAAAUAACUCCGCGGCUUCACAGGACUCUCCUGAACCGGUGGUCUCUGAGUAUCCAAAGAUAGUACAGGCUGGACCAUCUGCAGCACCAUCCCCAAAAGUAUUGCCUAUUGGAACUGGGCCUCAGCAGCCAAGUAGGCCCAGGGUUUACACCGUGACUGAACCAGGGGUCCCAGCAGACGUGUUUGCUCCCAGCCAGCCAGUGAGAACAUCUGAAAGCAAACUCUCCAAGGCCCUGUUAACUAGUCCGACCACUGCGGCUGCUUCUUUGAAUGUCGAUAAGAAGGAGGGACCCUUCAGGGAUGCCAACAUUCAAUCUGUUGACACAGGGACCACAGAAACAGCACCAGGUUCUCAGGAGUAUGUGGAUUUUGGGUCAUUUACAACUGAAAGUCAGGAAGGAAUUAGUCUGGGACCUUCACCGGAUUCCUAUGUGACUACUAAGCAAAUGAUAACCGUGAAGCUGCAGACUGAGGAAUCAGAAGCAGACACGGGCAGUAGGCCAGCUUUUCCCCAGGCUGAGCCCACGAAAGGCGUGGAACCUGGACACCUCAUGCUGGGCAUGGAGACAGCAUCACAGAUGACAUCUGAUGAUACCCAGUCUCCUGCCUCCAAACUCGGGCCUGCCACCUCUGAGUAUGCCCUGAGUUUUGAGCUAGAAACUGACAGCCUGCUGGGAACCCCAGAAGUCACCCUGAGUGUCAGCACAGCUACUGCAGCUGCUUCUCUCCUAAGUGACGAGUGGGACGACACCAAAUUAGAGAGCGCCAGCCAAAUAGAGAUGCCCAAACUGGGAGACGAUGCAGAGACCCAGGUGGGAUUGGAGACUUCUCAGAUAGCACAAGUGGCGAAUGAUGGCGUGGCAGGGGGUGAGCCCCUGACAGAGGCAGACGAGGUGUCUCUGGGGCAGCCUGAAGGGAAAACACAAACUGGGUCAGUGAUCCCUGGGGAGGAGGGAUCGCUUCCCUUCAUCGAUCAGAGCUCCUUCACUCCCACGAGUUUUAUGGAAGAUAUGAAUGUUUCUUCUGCAAAUUGGUUUCAAAAUACUGGAGACUUCGGGGACUCCACCAAGGAAGGUGAUGCCGUGUUUUUUUCAGAGACGGUUUCCAUCUCAGACUAUACAUCUGAGGCAUAUCAACCAUUGGGAAAUAUAGUUCAUGACACUGUCACUGAAGAGGUAACAGCUGUUCAAGAAGAAGCUGCUUCAUCAUCAGUGACAGAAGAACAGCAGGUUUCUACCCGGGAGGCUGCAGAAGAGAACGACAAGGAGAUGGAGGAAGGCCAGAAGUCCGUCCCGCUCAUGUCUGCCGUCCCUGGGGCUACUCAGCUCUCCAGCCAAGGGGAGCCUCUGACUGCAACAGUCUCACCGACAACCAUCUCUCCAUCUUACCAAGUCACUCUUGCCAUGGAAGACCUAAUGGACACAGUCACCACGCCAAUCACACCAUUCACACCAGUUCUGGACUCCCCAGGGACACCCUCUGGGUUCACAGAGGAGACACCCAGCAUUUUCCCAGCCCUUCUCGAUGCUGAGGCCUCUUCGGAGAGAAGAACCACGUAUCCGUCUGUCCACCAUGUCAACACGGCUGCCUCCUAUGGGCUGGACCAACUUGGAUCUGAAGAAGGAGAAGAUGAGGAUGAAGAGGAUGAGGAGGAGGAGGAUGAAGAUGAGGAAGACGAGGAGGACGACGAGGAAGAGAAAGAUGCAGAUUCACUGGGCGAGGGCUUGGAUGAUGAUGGGGAGCUGCCCGGGUUCACCCUCCCUGGCCUGACCUCCCAGGAGCCUGGCCUCGAGCGGCGACCUGUGGACCCAGCAGAAGGAGCCACGUACCAGGUGCCGGACAGCCUUGAGUGGGAGCAGCAGAAUCAGGGCCUGGUGAGAAGCUGGAUGGAAAAACUAAAAGACAAGGCUGGCUUCAUGUCUGGGAUGCUGGUACCUGUCGGGGUUGGGAUAGCUGGAGCCUUGUUUAUCCUGGGCGCUCUCUACAGCCUUAAGGUUAUGAAUCGCCGAAGGAGGAAUGGCUUCAAAAGGCAUAAGAGAAAGCAGAGAGAAUUCAAUAGCAUGCAGGAUCGCGUGAUGCUCCUGGCUGACAGUUCUGAAGACGAAUUUUGACACGGACUGCAAUUUAAUCGGAAUAUACAAUGUCAACAUUUUAUUUUUUAUUUGGGGCGAAACAAACAAACAAAAAAGAGGCAACAUUCUACCACAUGGCUGCUGUCAAUUUAUCAGUCCCUGUUAUCUGUUGGAUAGUUGAUUUUUCUUGUUCUGAGCAGAAAUGGCAUGUUGUACACUAAAUGUAGCACCCGUGCUUGUUUUCAUUCUGUACUGAAUUUUUCCAUAACCACAGGCUAAAGCUCAGACGUCUGCAGCAUAUGUGUUUAAAGUAGGACUUGCUAGGUUUGGUAGAGAGACUAUUUUGUAUUUUUCCGCCAUGCCUUUUCCUUGGCUGGAUUAUCUGCACUAAAUAUAUUGAUCACUGCUGCCAAGGUACACUGGACUCUGAAACAGAAGUCUUAACAAGAAUAACUCAUAAUGACUAUUUGCUAUUUAGUUAAUUGGCUCUGGGGCCAAGGUACAUAUUGCAUUUGCAUCCAACCAGUAGCAAUUUGGAAUGAAGUAAUUUUUCUCCAAGAAGAUCCCUCAGCACAUUAGACAUCUAGAGAUUUGUAUGUAUUUUGCAUUCUGUAUAUCAGGUUCCCAGCUUUAUUAUUUUCAUUUUCUGUUUUUAUUCUCUUGACAAAGGAAAAGUGCACCAAAAACAAUCCAUUAAAUUGGCUCUCGGUCUUAA
This is a messenger RNA of Suncus etruscus (white-toothed pygmy shrew), 3054 nucleotides long. It is a transcript of the gene ARMH4, whose product is annotated as armadillo like helical domain containing 4. NCBI's taxonomy places the organism in Eukaryota, Metazoa, Chordata, Mammalia, Eulipotyphla, Soricidae. The record is from RefSeq and is a predicted model, not a curated record. The transcript has 8 exons. Bases 105 to 2378 code for a protein of 757 amino acids.